Penaeus vannamei (Pacific white shrimp) is the source of this 1256-nucleotide messenger RNA. The record is from RefSeq and is a predicted model, not a curated record. Lineage: Eukaryota; Metazoa; Arthropoda; Malacostraca; Decapoda; Penaeidae.
UCUGCAAUAUCUUUUCAGUCGACCAAAAACAGUAGAAGAAGUUGCUUAUCAAGAUGAGGUUGUAUCUGUCCUGAAAAGCACCUUGCAAGGAGCUGAUCUGCCAAAUUUGUUAUUUUAUGGUCCACCAGGUACAGGUAAAACUUCAACAAUCUUAGCCGCUUCCAGACAAUUGUUUGGUGAUCUAUUCCGACAAAGAGUAUUGGAGCUUAAUGCUUCGGACGAGAGAGGCAUUCAGGUUAUCAGAGAGAAGGUAAAGACCUUUGCCCAGACCACAGUAUCAAGCACAAGACCCGAUGGCAAGCCUUGUCCUGCUUUCAAGAUCAUUAUCCUAGACGAGGCCGACUCAAUGACAAACGCGGCUCAAGCGGCACUCAGGCGGACAAUGGAAAAGCAGUCUAAGACCACGAGAUUCUGUCUUAUCUGUAAUUAUGUAUCACGUAUUAUUGAGCCUCUGACAUCCAGGUGCUCCAAGUUUCGAUUUAAGCCGCUUGCACAAGGCAUCCUACUUAAAAGGCUUACCUUUAUCUGUGAAGAGGAGAAUGUUAAGUAUGAAGAUUCUGUUCUGGAAACCUUGAUUGACACAAGUGAAGGUGAUUUACGAAGAGCCAUUACCACGCUCCAGUCAGCUGCAAGAUUGAGGCCAGGCGAACAGAUAUCUAAAGAAGAUAUCUUUGAAAUCACAGGAGUUGUUCCGGACAAGUGGCUUACCGAGUUGAUGGAAGUAUGUGCAACAAACUCAUAUGAGAAGCUGAGUGACUUUGUAAACCUCAUGAUGGCCGAGGGGUAUUCAGCUACACAAAUACUCAACCAAAUACAUGAUGUCAUAAUGACGAACAACCAGCUGAGUGACAUCCAGAAGGCUGCAGUAUAUGAGAGGCUAGCUAUGUGCGACCAUCGACUCAUUGACGGCGGAGAUGAAUACCUGCAAGUGAUGGACCUGUCUUGCACGGUUAUGAAGCAAAUGGGCAACUGAGGCAUCUGUCGACAAUUUAGUUAUCUAGCAUUUGUUCUUCAGUUAUGAAUAUGUGAUAGCAUUUCAGUUGAAUAUUCAGUUUAAUCUUUCAUUAGUCUUUAUACCAUAUCAUUUGGUAAUAAUUGAUAUAUUUUGAAUUUAUUUUUUUUGUAAUCUAUUUUCCAUUAAACAGUUUUUGUUAGAUGUACUGCAGACUAGAAAAUCCAGUGACCAAAGCAACAAUUUUAAGAAAUGUGUAUUGAUCCAAGGGUUUGCAUUACAAAUAAUAAAAGUUGAAAAUUAU